AUGCUGCCGCCGUCUUGCCGCCUGCUCCCUCUCAUCUCGUCGCCGCCUCCUCCGCACUCCCUGCACGUCGCCAAAACUCUCAUACCCAGGCAGACCCAUGCCGGGGCCCGGGCCCGACACGUUGCCCCCACCAUGUCCGCUCAGCUAGAUGCCGCCCUCUCCGCCGGCUUCGUCCGCCUCCUCAACGCCGGGCAGGAGGACGCGGACUGCGGCGGCGGGCACUACGAUCCGAAGCCGGGGGACUACGCCGUCGGGAUCGUUGUCUCCGGCACCGAGGCUCGCCUCGACGUUGCCGUUGGCGCCGACCGCCUCGCUACGCUCCUCACCAAGGAGCUCCUCCCGCUCUGCCGCGCGGAGCUCCCUACUGGAGGUGCUAAACCGGCUCCGCCUCGGCCAGGGAGCGUGGGCGUCUCGGAGACCUCCCCCGUGGAUGAAGAGACCCAAAAUCAGAAGCGCGGGGCCAGGACGCUGGUGCCGCCCGGCACGGUGGUCUUCGCGGAGGUGCUCGGGCGCACACUGAGCGGGCGGCCGCUCCUGUCGGCGAGGCGGCUCUUCCGACGCCUCUCGUGGCACCGGGCAAGGCAGAUUAUGCAACUUGACGAGCCAAUUGAGGUCAAAAUUUACGAAUGGAAUACUGGAGGACUGCUUACAAGAAUUGAGGGUCUGAGAGCAUUCCUUCCCAAAUUUGAGCUCAUGGACAGGAUAAGUACGUUUACAGACUUGAAAAACAACGUUAGUCGCAGCAUAUGUGUGUGCAUUAUAAGGCUAGACGAAGAAACUAAUGACCUCGUAGUUAGCGAGAAGAAAGCAUGGGAAAUGACAUAUCUUAAAGAAGGAGCUCUUCUAAAAGGGAAUGUACACAAGAUUUUUCCAUAUGGUGCGCAAGUUAGGAUAACGGGGACCAACAGAAGUGGAUUACUGCACAUCUCCAACAUUAGUCAAGGCCGUGUCUUGUCAGUAAGCGACAUCCUAAAAGUAGAUGAUGAGCUGAAAGUUCUGGUGAUCAAGUCAAAUGUUUCUGACAAAAUUGCACUCAGCAGCAUAGCAGACCUGGAGAGUGCUCCUGGUUUAUUUCUGUCAGAUAAAGCGAAGGUGUUUUCAGAAGCUCAGGAAAUGGCAAAGAGGUACCGGGAGCAGCUUCCAGUUGUCUCUCGGAACACUAAAUUAGAUUAUGACCUUCGAGGGGAAACUAUUCCGUUUGAUAAUGAAGCGACACUUUAUGCAAACUGGAAAUGGUUCAAAUUUCUGAGGCAUGCCAAAUCUGGUGACGAAAAUGAUAGAACAUAA
This is a messenger RNA of Triticum turgidum subsp. durum (durum wheat), 1287 nucleotides long. The record is from the annotation of a GenBank genome assembly. Lineage: Eukaryota; Viridiplantae; Streptophyta; Magnoliopsida; Poales; Poaceae.